UGUGUAGUUGCGGUUAAAAGGUUCUAUAUAAGACCAAGAACUCGCCCAUACGUUCAUGACGAUUUCUUAAGAGAGAAAGAUCAUCUUGUCGAGGUGUCGAAGUGGAAACACCCUCAUCUGCUCGGCAUGCUUUCUACGUUCGAGACGAGGUGUUCGGGCUUUGAAACCCUCAAUAUUGUCCUCCCUUAUGCGCGCGGUGGAAAUUUGUACGAGUUUCUGCGACUAGAACAAGACACACGUUGGGAGCGGUUGGGGUUCCCCUCCUCCGAUCCUGACUUGGUUGGCUGCCUCUCCGACUGGAGGUACGCGGUAUUUCGAGAAGCUAUCGGUCUCGCUGAAGGUGUUGCAGCACUGCAUGCUGAUAACAACGGAAAAUUCAUUAUCCACUGCGAUAUAAAACCGGCGAAUAUUCUCAUUGACGAUGGGAUGUUCAAGCUUGCCGACUUUGGGCUGUCCCGGUUCAAAGACAGCGACGAGACAUCCAAGACAGAAUGGCAUCGUGGGACAGCCUUAUACAGCCCCCCGGAACGAGAAUCUUUGAUGGGGCGUGGUAGAGAUGUCUGGGCUCUCGGAUGCGUUUUAUUAGAGAUCGCUUUUAUGAUACGGUACGCCUUUCAAUUCGCCUUCUUCGGUAAGAUGGGUGCGACACAAGCUCCCAAAUACGAGGGGAUUCGAAACUUCAUCGAUAUGUUCGAGCUGGACAGAAAGAAUUCCAUUUCCACAACUGGGGAGAGGACAGCAAUCUAUUACAAAACUAUAGAUUGCGUCCGCCAGGCAAUGGGUUCAUUCUACACCAUGCGACGAGGCCUAAGGAAGCGAAUCACAGUAGAUGGAAUGUUUGCUGUCAUCGAAAGAAUGAUGGAAGAGGAUCAAACAGUUCGAAUCACGGCGGCUGAAGCGGCAGCCCAAUUGAGAGACAAUUACUUGAGACUACAGGACGAUCCUCAACUACAGGAAGCAAUUACCGAGAGAGACAAUCCUGGUGGUCCCCCAGCGAUACCAUUUUCAACUGAAGAGUGGUUGUCUCAGUUUGGGGGCGUUAAAGCGGAAAGGUCUUUUAAUUACAGUCAAUCGGCCGUCAUGUCUUCUCCUGAAGCAGCACAACGCGACAGUGGACCGUAUCACCCUGUAAUAUUGCGGACUGCUACGGCUCCAACUGGCUCAAGUGGAGCGACUGAUAAGAUGUCUUCUGUAGCUCUCCACGAGACGAGGAGGACAGUAUCGGCCGAGAACACUCCUUACCAUCCUCUUCCCGAUAAUCCUAGAUUAGGAUCUUCCCAGGAUUUGGGAGGAGCCAUGAAUCGUUCUGAAGGAUUUGGUGGCCAAGACCAUAGACGAACAUCUUCAUAUGAGGAAGAUGGCAGCAAUAAACGGCGCAGAAUAGACGUUCACUUCCGAUCUUGAGAUCGAAUUGAUCCUCGAGAUCACCUUGAAUUUUCGGGAUUCUGUAAUUGGCUUUUCAUCAUCUCACGGCUGUGGUCUGAACGUC
This is a messenger RNA of Hyaloscypha bicolor E, 1489 nucleotides long. RefSeq names its product kinase-like protein. Gene Ontology annotation, molecular function: ATP binding; protein kinase activity. The record is from RefSeq and is a predicted model, not a curated record. Gene Ontology annotation, biological process: protein phosphorylation. The coding region runs from base 127 to 1404 and encodes 425 amino acids. NCBI's taxonomy places the organism in Eukaryota, Fungi, Ascomycota, Leotiomycetes, Helotiales, Hyaloscyphaceae. The transcript has 2 exons.